Molecule: messenger RNA, 3633 nt
Organism: Salvelinus sp. IW2-2015
Lineage: Eukaryota; Metazoa; Chordata; Actinopteri; Salmoniformes; Salmonidae
Source: RefSeq, a predicted model, not a curated record
AUGCGUAUGGAGCUGGCCCCGGGACACACUGCCGACAUGGUGCUGGAGGGCUCCUCUGACUCUCCCAAGGUGGUCCGAGAGAGGCUGGUGUGUCACGCCAUCCUAGGUCACCAGAGUGGGAAGGAGCGCAUCAUGACGGUGGACGUCACAUGUCGGUUUGUCUCACCCAUCCUGGACAUCUCCUCCCAGCAGCUCAGCUUCUAUGUGGAGAAGGCUCCAGGUGUCUCUCUGCUUCCUCUCUACCAAAAGCUGCUCCUGAGGAAUGUGUCGUCUCUGGCCCUCUCUCUGCAGCUCACUCUGGCUGAGCCCUUUGGUCUGUCUGACCACGAUAGUGAUCACACUUGUGUCACUUCUAAGACUUUGGUACUGGCUGUAGGAGUGCAGACGGAGCAGUGGGUGCGCUUCGACCCCUUAUACCGCCAGGACAGUAUGACGCGGGUGGCUGAGGAGGUGCUGGAGGUGCGCUACUCAGACCAUCCUCAGCAGGACACGGUGGGCCUGAGGGGAGAMGUUCACUUCCCCAACCUGCACUUCUCAAGCGCGACCCUGGACUUUGGCUGUGUACUGAACCACACCGAGGUUCAGCGCCAGCUCACCAUGACCAACUGCAGCCCUCUGUCUGUGUCCUACCACUGGGCCUUCCUGGUCGACCAGCAACAGUACAAUAUCAGGGAAAUUGAGGUUCCCAAACUGUUCCUGGAUGAGAAGGUGGAGGAAGAGAAGGGCGACCAAGAGAAUGAGACUAAGGAGGGGAAGGGCUCUCCCAAAGAUCCCCUGUCAGCUCCAGUCACCCUCACUCUCAUCACAGAGGGGAGGCAGAGCCAGGGGCGAGGCAGCUACAACCCCAGCAGACAGGAGAUCAACAGGACCUCACCAGCACAUCGGCCAGCCAGUACUGAUCAGAACACAGGCACAGCAAGCCGCACUACAAAGGACCACCCCAGUGUUGGAGUGGAGGAGGUGUUUGAUAUCCUACCUAUAUAUGGGGUGCUGCAGCCAGGUGAAAGCCAGCUGGUGUCCUUCUCCUUUUACGGUCAUGCUGACAUCAGUGGUCAGGUUCUGGCUCUGUGUGAGGUCGAGGAGGGCCCCACGUAUGAAAUCACACUCAAAGGAGAGGCUUCACUAGUCACCUACAGCCUGAACAGAACAGAGAUAGACUUUGGCCUUCAGCAUACAUUGUUUGGAUCCAUUCCCGCUCUUCUUCUUCUUCUCUUCUUUCUCUUGCAGUUGUUUGACCAUGUGGCCGAGGCAGAGAUCACCCUGAGGAACACAGGGAAGGUGGGCUUUCAGUUCAGUGCUCUGUUGGGGGAGAAGGAUGUGUGUGAGGACCCUCGGCCUGGACAUCCCCUGGUCAUCCCCAGAAUGGGUUACACCGAGGCGAAUGCAGAGCAGAAGCUUUCAGUGUACUAUCUCCCUGGGGUCCCUGAGGUCUUCCACAAGACUUUCCAGCUGCAGGUGGCUUUCUUUGAGCCAGAGAGCAUCACUCUCAGAGGAGAGGGGAUCUUCCCCAGGGUGUGCCUGGACCUACCCAGAGAGCUCAAUGAUGAGAGGUAUACUGCAGUGGUGAAGGAGGCCAAGGAGGCUCUGGAGGAGGACAGGAGGGAUGUGGGCAUCAGCCGGCCUGCUACUGGAAAUGGCCUCCUGUCAGACAAGGACUACAUCCCUACAUAUGAUGCCCUGCUGCAGAUGGAGGUAGAGAGGCUCUUGGUGAAACAGAAUGCCAUGGCUGUUGAGAACAGACAAGUGGACAAUAGAGACACACCUGCGUCCACUAGCAAGUGGCGCAAGAAGCUUAGCAGAUUCCUCCUACCGGAGUACACACUGGAUUUUGGCUAUGUGAUCCAUGGUAGUGUUCCUAACCACAUAGUCAAAGUGACAAACACUGGACCCAUGUCUGUGUCCUUCCGGGCUGACCGCCGCCCACUCACAGGCACGGGAUUUGUUGUAGAGCUGGAUAGAGUGAAGAAUCUGCCCUAUUGUGAGACUGAGACCUUUGAAGUGAAGUUUGACCCACGUGGAGCAAAUCUGAAUUUAGGGGAGAUCAACACUGUCAUGCCUAUACAGGUGGUUGGGGGCCCUGCAGUGCAGGUCCAUCUGUGUGCCGUAGUCACCAUGCCCUCCCUCACAGUCUCCACGGAUACGCUGCAGUUUGACAGCAUCCAGUGUGGGCUGUGUCAGGUAACCACCGUCCAGCUGUUCAACCCCGAGCCUGUCCCCUGUGAGUGGAGCAUCGCAGAGGAGCAACGGCCCAGGAAGAAGAUUGACAAGCAUAUCCCUCUCCACCUGAGACGGAAGGCCAGAUUGGAACAGUGUCCUCCUCCAGUGGUAUUUGAAAUGCUACCUUCAACAGGCGUGCUGUAUCCUGGAGAUAGAGUCAACGUCCAGGUCAAAUUCAGCCCAGCCGAGGGGAGGGCAUACAGCCAGAGGCUGGUGGUGUCAGUGGCCCAAAGCACCCAGAGGAUGUUGCUGCUGGCCCAGGGGCAGGGAGAGGAGCCCCAGCUGGAGUUCUCCUCCUCUGUGCUGGAGCUGGGACCCACCCUGCCAUUCAGUGCUGGAGAGGAGGCUGAAGUGAUCGUACGGAACCCCUGCCCCUUUCCCAUUGAGUUCUACUCCCUGGAGUUUGACAAGAAAUACCUGGAGGAAGAUAAGAUUCUGCGUAUGAUGAAGGGCUAUGAUGUCCAGAACGUCCUGCUGUUGCCCCCACGCGCCCCGGGAGAGUCACUACCUCCUGAGCUAAUCGACUAUUACAAUGAACACAACUGUGAGGAGGAGGAUGGUUACGAUCUGAUAUACCACGACAUUCUGCGUAUGAUGAAGGGCUAUGAUGUCCAGAACGUCCUGCUGUUGCCCCCACGCGCCCCGGGAGAGUCACUACCUCCUGAGCUAAUCGACUAUUACAAUGAACACAACUGUGAGGAGGAGGAUGAGUCCAAGGCUGGCUACCCUAAAGAUGAGGAGGCAUCUGAGGCAGGGGACAAGGGAGAGCAGGAGGAGGAGCUAGCCACCCCACCCUUUCCAGAACGACUCGUGGAGGAGGAGAAAGAGGCAGCUCCCUCCAAGGAUGGGACUCCAUGUGGAGACCUGAUCAAAGACACAGUGGAAAGCAGGACUGCCAGUGUGGGGGACCUGGAGGUCAACCCAGUGUCCAGAGCUAUUGCACGCCACAUGGGCAUUGACCUGUCACCUGAGGGCCAGGCUGCACGAAACCGCCGGGGCAUCGCAAUCAUUGUGCAUGGGGCUCCCCUCUCAGGUAAAACAGGCACAGCAGUGACUCUGGCCAAAUACUAUGGUGCAGCGUGUCUGAGCAUUGAUGCUGUAGUGCUGGAGGCACUGUCCUCAGGGAUGACCUCUGCUGGCCUGCGGGCCCGAGAGCUAUGUGCCAAGGCUGCUAUAGAGCAUGCUCAGAAGAGGGUGGAGGAGGCCGCCCAGGCUGUGGUGGAGGUGAUGGGGCCUGCUGGUCAGGGUGCUGGUACUCUGAGUGUGGAGGCUGUAGCCAAACACACAGCUGAGGGCAGUCAAGUCAUUGACCCCAAAGCUCCAGCCUCUUCCAUCUCUACACGUAACAAGAACAGUGUUGUGGGAGGGAAGAGGAUCGACGGAUCACAGCCCACCGCCCCGUCAAUGGUACUCUGA